AUGGAGCAGCCGCCCCAACAGCAGCCGCCCCUGGAGCCGUCACUGCAGCAGCCGCUCCUGCAGCAGCAGCCCCAGGUGCAGCCGCCCCAGCAGCAGCCGCCCCUGGACCCGGUACGCCCUUUGCUGCCUGUGCCUGUGCUGCCCGUGCCUGCGCUACCCGUGCCUGUGCUGCCCGUGCCUGUGCUGCCCGUGCCUGUUGCUGCCCGUGCCUGUGCUGCCCGUGCCUGUGCUGCCCGUGCCUGUGCUGCCCGUGCCUGUGCUGCCCGUGCCUGUGCUGCCUGUGCCUGUGCUGCCUGUGCCUGUGCUGCCCGUGCCUGUGCUGCCCGUGCCUGUGCUGCCCGUGCCUGUGCUGCCCGUGCCUGUGCUGCCCGUGCCUGUGCUGCCUGUGCCUGUUGCUGCCUGUGCCUGUGCUGCCCGUGCCUGUGCUGCCCGUGCCUGUGCUGCCCGUGCCUGUGCUGCCCGUGCCUGUGCUGCCCGUGCCUGUUGCUGCCCGUGCCUGUGCUGCCCGUGCCUGUGCUGCCCGUGCCUGUGCUGCCCGUGCCUGUGCUGCCCGUGCCUGUUGCUGCCCGUGCCUGUGCUGCCCGUGCCUGUGCUGCCCGUGCCUGUGCUGCCCGUGCCUGUGCUGCCCGUGCCUGUCGCUGCUCGUGCCUGUUGCUGCCCGUGCCUGUGCUGCCCGUGCCUGUGCUGCCCGUGCCUGUUGCUGCCUGUGCCUGUUGCUGCCUGUGCCUGUGCUGCCCGUGCCUGUGCUGCCCGUGCCUGUUGCUGCUUGUGCCUGUUGCUGCCCGUGCCUGUGCUGCCCGUGCCUGUGCUGCCCGUGCCUGUGCUGCCCGUGCCUGUUGCUGCCCGUGCCUGUGCUGCCCGUGCCUGUGCUGCCCGUGCCUGUGCUGCCCGUGCCUGUGCUGCCUAUGCCUGUUGCUGCCCGUGCCUGUGCUGCCCGUGCCUGUGCUGCCCGUGCCUGUGCUGCCCGUGCUUGUGCUGCCCGUGCCUGUGCUGCCCGUGCCUGUUGCUGCCCGUGCCUGUGCUGCCCGUGCCUGUGCUGCCCGUGCCUGUGCUGCCCGUGCCUGUGCUGCCCGUGCCUGUUGCUGCUCGUGCCUGUUGCUGCCCGUGCCUGUGCUGCCCGUGCCUGUGCUGCCCGUGCCUGUUGCUGCCCGUGCCUGUGCUGCCCGUGCCUGUGCUGCCCGUGCCUGUGCUGCCCGUGCCUGUGCUGCCUGUGCCUGUUGCUGCCCCUGUCGCUGA
This is a messenger RNA of Closterium sp. NIES-65, 1236 nucleotides long. Lineage: Eukaryota; Viridiplantae; Streptophyta; Zygnematophyceae; Desmidiales; Closteriaceae. The record is from the annotation of a GenBank genome assembly.